Brassica rapa (field mustard) is the source of this 729-nucleotide messenger RNA. RefSeq lists its product as uncharacterized. Gene Ontology annotation, molecular function: nucleic acid binding. Lineage: Eukaryota; Viridiplantae; Streptophyta; Magnoliopsida; Brassicales; Brassicaceae. The record is from RefSeq and is a predicted model, not a curated record.
AUGGGACCAUUUCCAUCAUCUUUUGGCAACAAAUACAUCCUUGUGGCUGUUGAUUAUGUCUCCAAAUGGGUGGAAGCCAUUGCAAGCCCCACCAAUGACGCUAGAGUUGUAACCAAGAUGUUCAAGAGCAUCAUCUUUCCAAGGGAGAUCAAAUCUAUUCUGGAGAAGAUUGUGGGGAUUACAAGGAAGGAUUGGUCCAAUAAGCUUGACGAUGCACUUUGGGCUUAUAGGACAGCGUACAAGACACCACUGGGCACCACACCUUUCAACCUAGUGUAUGGGAAAGCUUGCCAUUUGCCAGUGGAACUUGAGUACAAGGCACUAUGGGCAAUAAAGUUGCUGAACUUUGACAUCAAGAGUGCCAAGGAGAAAAGGCUUUUUCAGCUACAUGAGCUUGAUGAGAUAAGAAUGGAUGCUUUUGAGAACUCAAGAAUCUACAAGGAGAAGACUAAAGCUUUCCAUGACAAGAAUAUCCUGAAGAGAGAGUUCAAAGAAGGAGAUCAAGUUCUUCUCUACAACUCUAGGCUGAAGUUGUUUCCAGGAAAGCUUAAGUCAAGAUGGUCCGGUCCUUUCAAAGUCAAGGAGGUUAGGCCAUAUGGAGCAAUAGUUUUGUGGAGCACUGAUGGAAGAGACUUCACAGUCAAUGGACAAAGGGUUAAGCUCUACAUGGCUACUGCACCAGAGGAAGAUGGGGUUUCAACUCCACUGUCUGAUCCUACCCCGACCUAA